UGGAGGGGGGUGUGCGUGUGUGAAAGUUGCAUCCUUUGAAUCGUGUGGCGGGACGUGAGCGAGCAGCCCGAGCGCAUUAAUUUACAUUCGAUCAUCACCAUGGAGAACACUGACUAGUUUAUGGAGUAACAGCCAGUGUGAGGAUUUUAAGUUCUGAAUUUUUGAAAAAUGCCUUUUUGUAAGCGCACCGUGGCGCCUCAGCGCCUGUGCAGGUUGACAAAGGAGCCGUUGAGAUGUGCUGAGUUUGGAGGACCGGACUGCUGCAGCGCUUUAAACUCGGAUUCAUGGGCAUCUCUGAGCGAUGUCAGCUGCACAGCUCUGAAGAACGUCCUCCUCCAGCUGUCCGACCUGUCUCGACACGCGUGCAACGUCUUUCUGGAAAUCCAGAGCGAGGCCAGUUCGGUGGUGUAUCGGUCUGCAGCGCUGCAGCAGCGACUGGACACUUUGCAGUACGCGGUCCGAAAACUGGACCCCAAGAAGAUAACGAUCCCUGUGUCCAGUCUAGAUGAGGAAAGCAAGUGGUCAGUACACUACACAGCCCCCUGGCAUCAGCAGGAGAAUGUGUUUCUACCAGGGAGCAGACCACCAUGUGUGGAGGAGCUGCACCACCAGGCCAAGGUCAAUCUCAAAACCGUCCUCAGAGAAUGUGACAAGCUGAGGAAAGAUGGCUUCCGUAGCUCUCAGUACUACUCCCAAGGCCCGACGUUCUCCUCACCCAUCUUAUCCAGUGGGCCUCUGGACCAGGAUGAGACAGAGAAGAAGAAAAAGUCAUCAGAGUCGUCAGCUGAAGAGGAGAAACUUGUGUACUCCAUGGGCCCCCGAAACUCCUCUGCAGAUAACAUCUGUGACAUAAAUACGCAGAGCAGCUGGAGCAAGAGUCUUCCAUUACCGACACCAGAGGAGAAGAUGAGGCAGCAGGCCCAGUCUGUGGCCACCGACAUUGUUCCCAUCGACAUCACAGGUGAGAGCUUUGACCGACAGGCAAGCUUUCGACGCACCUUAAGCAACACUGACACAGUAAUACGGAGGUCAAAGAAGGUAAAACGAAGGAAGACUAUAACAGGGGUUCCAGACAACGUCCAAAGGGAAUUAGCAGGACAAAAUGACAUCAGAACUCACUCAGUGUACAUGCCCGGCCAGUACUCCACCCUUAGCCCUGCAGGAAGUGUCAGCUCCACCCUGAAACACUCAGACACCCGUGAUUCUGGCUGCCAGACAGAGGAAGUAAAGAUUGUACCCCCAUCCAUGCGAAGGAUCCGUGCACAGCGGGGGUGUGGCAUCGCUGCUCAAAUGGCCAACAUCUCCCUCUCCUCUUCAGGCAGCAUCUCCAACAUGAGUGACUGCAAUAGUGCCAUCUUUAGUCCUCAGCGUAACGGCAGUGACCAAGGCUUUCACAGUCUGCCUCGUCAAGGUGCUCGAAUCUCCUAUCAACAGCAUGAACCCAAGUACACCAGUUCCCCCUACAAGAUGGUGAAUGGCUCCACAAGCUCCUUGCCCUACCAGGUUAACAUACAGCUUGCUAGCCCAUCCUCACAGCACAUGGUAGUUGAUUCCAGAAAAAGUUCAUUGAUCAGUCCCAAAUCUGAUGAAUUCCAAGGUUUCCAGAAUGGACAGCAUAAUACAACACCAGGCUACAUGACUUCCAGCCACAAUAACAGCCCAGCCCCCUUCACUCCCAAUGGUGCUUUGCAGAACUUGAGUGACUACAGUUCUAUCUACUCAAAGCAAAGCUUUGACAGAGAAGAGACAUUGCAUUCUGUGCCAUCUGGUCCUUCACACCUGCCCUUUAGCACUGCUGGUACCUCUAUUUCUGCUGGAUCCUCUCGCUGCCAUUCUCCAGCCUCCCUCCACACAGCCAGCCACACAGAGACUGAGUCCCAGUGUAGCACCCUUAACGGAAGGAACUGCAACAGUCCCAGUGGUGUCCGCAGAAACUCUGACUUCUCAGAGAGCAGCACUCAAAGCUGCAGCACUCUGACCAUUGACCAAUGGACAUAUGAAACAGCUCCAAAGGGUCAGCAUACCUCAAGCUGUUCCUCUCCUAUCAGUCAUGUCUAUAACAGUCUGGAACGUUCUCCAACCAAGACAGACUCCAGCUCUUUGUUUUCUGUUGACACUGAGGGGUAUUACACCUCUAUGCAUUUGGACUCAGGUCUUAAAUCACACAGCCAUGGUUGCAUCAACAAAGCAGGUAACGCGAGACACAACCUAUAUGAAUGCAGGGAGCACCACAGUCAGGGUGACCGUGCAAGCCUACACAGCAACCAGUCUCUGACCCGUAGCAUUUCCCUGAGGAAAGCUAAAAAGCCCCCGCUCCCUCCUAAACGAACUGACUCCUUGCGGCGCAAGCCACAACGAAAACCACACCACAGUGAGACAGUUCUUAAUGAGCAACUGAUCACUACUCUUCAGGAGUCCCUGAAAGGCAACAGUGCAUCGUUCUCAGGCCGAAUGCCCUGCAGUGGAUAUGAGGACCCCUGGGUUCUGCGUCCUAGGAGCCAGAGCACGGUGAGUGCAGCAAGUAGUGGGAUGUCAGCACCAGCUGCUGUGUGUCCAAUCACACCCACACACAGUGACAGCAGCAGCAGCCAGCGCUCAGAAUAUGCUGAAUCAUGGGACUUUUACAUAGACUUCCCUCGGUCACGAUCUGAGCAAGGUCCUUCCUCUCCAAAUGCAAGAUCUGCAAGUGCUGGGGAGAAUGCAGUCUUUACCAAUGUAUCUGCUGACUGCAGUAGUACCAGGGUAAAGUUAAAUUUAGCUACAUCACCAGACAAGGUCCACCAUCUGACCUCACCAUCUAGUGGAUAUUCAAGUCAGUCAAUUACUCCAACUGCAGGAACCCCAGUAACAUCUCUUCUGAGAGCCAAGUCUCCAGCAGGAAGGCCUAAACCAAAAGUCCCAGAGAGAAAGUCCUCCCUGCGUUCCUCAGUUUCCUCUUCAACUACAUCCCUGUCCUCAAACACAUCGGAUUCCUUCAAGAGUCUUCCAACACCUCCUCCCCUACCUACAACCUUUCCUGGUUUUGUCAUUCCUCAGACUGCUCUAUCUGUUUCAACUAGCCCUAUGUCCAGCUCUGACAUAGGAUCCAAGAUAUCCCCAACCCCAACACCACCACCUCCUUCUCCUCUGGCUAUAAACUCCAUCCCCGAGAAAAAGCAAAGCUCUCCCAUGCUGUCACCUACCACAACAGAGGAAUGUAAUGCAUCCAUCAACAUUUUCCCUGGCUUUCCCCCUCCUCCCUCUGCAAUCUCAGAUUUUCUGUUGCUGAGGGAAAAUAUAGUGGAGCCUCUACCAUCACCACCAACACCACCUCCACUUCCACCUCCUCCACCACCUCCUCCACUUACACUCACAUUACCAUCUCAUGUUCAUACUCCACCUCCUCCACCACCAUUACCUGGGAUGGGCCUUCAUGCAGGAACCAUUUUAAAAAGAACAAAUUCUCUUGUAACUGUGGAGUCAGUGGAAAGGACAAAGGAACAAAGCUCUUCUCAACCUGAGGAACAAGAGAGACCUCAGAGACCACUAAUCACUGCCCAAGCUCUGCAGUUGGUACAGCUCCGACCAGUAAAGCUCAUGAAGUUGGAAAACAUUUUCACAGAUAUUAUUACAACUGUGUGUGCUUCAGCGGACCAAGAGCAGAUCCCAGAGCCUCAAACAAGUUCAGAUAAACUUGCUGAAGUAGAAACUCUUGAAAAUACUAUUAUUCCUGAUUCUCCCAGUCCAUCAGAGAAUGGAAUGGACACAUCAGAGUCUUCAGAUGAGGAUUUUACACAUUACAUGAUGUCCUCUCAGCCACCCUCUGCUCUAAUUGAACCUGUGAAUGAUGAUGGAAAAGAUUCUCAAUCUGUAAGCACACCUCCUGCCUUCAAACCUCAACAACCUACAGCUUCUCCAGAGGCAAUUCAAAGUACUCCCCAGAAGGAGAAGCCUCCUGUAUCACCUAAGAAGCCCAGUCUUUUCUUAAUUAUACCACCAAUCCCACAGCAACCUGUUUUGAAUAGUCUUGAGUCCAUUGAGGUUGCCAGCCCAGAGGUGUCUGCAGAGCCAGAAGCACUAAACAGUACUCCCCUGAGAGAUUCACUUAACCUUCAAGAGAUUCCAUUACAACUGGAUGUAGAAGUUGAGAGUGAUUCUGGUAAUUCUACUCCUUUGGGCCCAAGCAGGGUUUCGCUCAGCAGCGAGUUCUCCUCAGACAGUCUGAAUGACCCUCAAUUCACUGCCCUCAUUUUCAACGAGCAUGACCUUGGAUUGAGUGAUAAUGACCUCGGGCUGAGUGAUAAAGACCUUGGGCUAAGCGAUGAUAAGGGCAUUUCAGAUGAUGGUUCAAGCACCAGCUCAGGAUCAAUCAGCUUUAAAGAGGAUGAAAACGAAGAAAAUGGCGCUGUGUUUGACUCCAGCACAGAUAUCUCCUCUCCAACGUCCAGCACUAACGAAGAAGCUGUGGAGGAGAUGGUGACGCCUGCUCGUCCACGUACUACAGAGGACCUCUUUGCAGCCAUUCACAGGUCGAAGAGGAAAGUUCUGGGCCGUGGCGAUUCUGAAGAAGAUCGCUCCCGUGGCUUCCUCUCCUCCCCUCCCGUCACCCCCACUGGCACCUGCCCCAGCCUGUCCUCCCUGCCCCGUCAGACCGGCUUCAUCCAGCGCAGCCUGCGCCGCUCCACCACCAGCAAUGACAGCUUCAAAGCCCUGCUCCUGAAGAAAGGAAGCCGCUCUGAGCACAGCUUUCGCAUGUCUGCUGCCGAAAUGCUAAAAUGCACCGACCCCCGUCUCCAGAGACCCAAUGCAGAGGCCUCACAACCUGACACCUCCUGCACUUCCCCAGGACGUAGCAGGAGGGCUUACGAGGAGUGGGCACGGGCUGAGGGUGCCUUGCCUCGCCUCUCCCCCAGCCUGACAUCCUCCAAAUAUGGCCGUUCCAGUACGCCACCCUCUGCUGCCAGCAGCCGGUAUAACAGUCGCAGUCGUAUCCCCAGCGGGCCCAUGACUGUGAUUUGUGAGAAGGAAGGGGAACUGGCAGAGUCAACAGACUGCUGCCUCAGUGCAGAGAUUCCCUUCCCCAUGUCUCUGACCUCCAGUGGCACAGUGUGCGCUCAGGGCAGCACUUAGUCUAGAAAUCUUCUCCUUCACCUGGAGAGUUUUCCACCCCGUUAACAACCAAAGAAAAUGAAUGGUUGUACGGCCGUUUGACUCCAGAGACCCUUGAGCUAAAGUCUUGCUCAGCGUACAAGCUUGUACUGGCCCAGGAGUGGCCCAAGAGAGAUACAGGAUAGGAGAAGGUGGAUUCUACCACCGCAUAUAUUUCAUUCUUCUACGUAGGAAGUCUUUUAUAUUUCAAAAGAAGAUGUGACAUCUCGCAAAAUGUAAUAUUUCCAGAGGAUUACCCUUUUUCGUCUGUCAUUUCUCUUUUUGCAGGAUAGGAAAUGCAGGAUAAAUGUAGGUUUCCUUUUGCUGUGAGUUAUAGGAGGGAUGGACUUAACUGAAAUGUGAAUGUGGGCUUGAGAGAGCUGGAUUGUGCUGAGGUUUUUCUGCCUCUAUGUCAAUGGAAAGAUCCUGACCCAACUUAGCACUUACUAACAACGACUGACUAUACUACCCGCCAACACAAAUCACGCGCUUUGAGAGGUGGGCUCAACGAAAAGAAAACGGUAUGGUCGAGGACGGAGGAUCAGUGUUGAAAUGAGCUGAACUGUAAUAGUGAAGUUGCUGAGGAAUGUAUGUGGAGACGAUGAUACAAGUGUGAUGGACAAAAAUGAAGAUUUCUAGGAGGUAUUUAGAGAGACUGACUUCAUCCAUGUAGUUUUGCACUACCUUUCUAAUGCUAAUGUCUGUUGUACUGUGUCCAACAAUCUUAACUUUAGAUUCCUCAUUGUUACUCCUCUGACCAACAAGAGAUUAAAAUGUCUUUCAGUAUGCAGUUUUCAAUGCUUUAAUUUGAAGUGUUUUUUUACCAAAGAAGGCAAAUCAUGAUAUCUUUGUUGAACCACCAUAAUCCCCUACUUUACUACUGUAAAAAGAAUCCAGAUAUUAAAAACUAAAUAUCGUAGUCAGUGCAUAUUCAGUUUCUCUCCUUUACUUUUGUUAAAACAAACAUAAACCUAUAUAUAUAUACAUUGUAUCCCUAUUACUGUCCCUUGGUGAGAAUUUAUACAAGUGUUGUUUCUUUGGAGGUACUGUAUAGCCUUGUAUAGCCUAUAUGACCUAGUACAAGAAGCACCUGAAUGUUCUUGCUAAGUUACUGUACUUGCAGUAGUGUGGGAGUAGAGAAAUGAAGAUGCUUGGGGUGAAGACUGUGCUGACAAUAAGACUAUCUCUGCAAUAAAAAAACAUGCUGUUGAUCACAAA
This is a messenger RNA of Colossoma macropomum (tambaqui), 6345 nucleotides long. RefSeq names its product NHS-like 1a (gene nhsl1a). NCBI's taxonomy places the organism in Eukaryota, Metazoa, Chordata, Actinopteri, Characiformes, Serrasalmidae. Gene Ontology annotation, biological process: cell differentiation. The record is from RefSeq and is a predicted model, not a curated record.